Amblyraja radiata (thorny skate) is the source of this 1600-nucleotide messenger RNA. It is a transcript of the gene eef1akmt1, whose product is annotated as EEF1A lysine methyltransferase 1. Gene Ontology annotation, biological process: methylation. The transcript is spliced from 5 exons. Bases 90 to 707 code for a protein of 205 amino acids. Gene Ontology annotation, molecular function: protein-lysine N-methyltransferase activity; nucleic acid binding. The record is from RefSeq and is a predicted model, not a curated record. Lineage: Eukaryota; Metazoa; Chordata; Chondrichthyes; Rajiformes; Rajidae.
ACGUGACCAUUAACGUCACUGGCCGGGCCAGCGAGCGACAGGCCCGGUCGCCCAGGGACGGGGCUGGCGGCGGAUAAUUUGUCUUCAGCAUGAACGACAGUGAUGAUGACGAUACACAAUUGUCAGCCCAUACUUUGGCUGCCCUGCAGGAGUUCUAUCUGGAUCAGCAGAAGAAGCAAUGUGCAGAAUCUGUAGAGGAGGACUGGCAAUUGAGCCAAUUUUGGUACAGUGAUGAAACUGCACAACGACUAGCCCAAGAGGCAAUUGAAGCUGCAGGAAGUGGGGGCAGAAUCGCUUGCAUCAGUGUCCCAAGUGUCUAUCAGAAACUGAAACAACUUUGGAAUGAAGAAUUCUCUACCAUAUUGUUGGAAUACGACAAGCGCUUUUCUAUUUAUGGAAAGGAAUUUUUUUUCUAUGACUAUAACAAUCCUCUUAAUUUGCACGAGGAUCUCCAGCCACACAGUUGUGAUUUAGUGAUCACCGAUCCACCAUACCUCUCAGAUGAAUGUCUCAGCAAGGUAGCACUAACAGUCAAAUAUCUGACAAAAGGAAAGAUUCUUCUUUGUACUGGUGCAGUCAUGGAAGACCUGGCAGCUAAGUUACUUUCUGUGAAAAUGUGUACAUUUCUCCCCAAACACAAUAGGAAUUUAGCAAAUCGAUUUUGCUGUUACACAAACUAUACUUCAGGAUUAGAUAUACCCAAUUAAUAAAUGGAAUUUAAGUGAAAAAUGAAUGGCUUCAUACUUUGUUAAUUUGAAAGGAAUUCUAUGUAAUGAUAUGCCCUAAGUGUUUGGUAUAUGGAUCAUCAAGACUGCUUGUGUUAUCUAUUACAAUACCCGAGGCUGCAGUUUGUAAAUUUAUUCCACAAAGAUAUUUUCAUUAUUUUGUAAAUCAGUAUAAAAAUUGAUUUACCUGAUGAAAUCUGUAAUUGCAUUGUGAUUGUCUAUUACUUCAGAUGCUGUAUUUGAGACAAUCCUAAAUUAGGAGGUCCAUUCUGGACCACAGUGGUUUCUUAGUAUCUAGACCCAGUAUUAUUUGCAUAGGUUUAACAUCAGAUGGGCAAGCAGUCUCUUUUUAACAAAAACAUACUUGUAGAUACAUAUAUUUCAAUCUUAAAUAGUGUCAGAAAUUGAGAUUGCUUACUUGUUUAGAGCACUGACAGACUUGGACACAUGCAAUGUUAAGCUUUGAUAUUAGGCAAUGUUAUCUAAAAGAUGAUAACUUUCCCUGAUGGCCCCAUGAUAAGAAGAUGUAGGAAUAGUCUUCUGACAAUUAUUGCAUCUGCCUUUAAUUACAAAUUGACAUCAUUGAGGGUGCGAUGAGGGUAAUAAAGUUGAUAUGAGUAAGAAUCUCAAAACGCUGUAGAGAGCAGAAGAUCAAGGAGCAAUGUUCCAACACCAACCCGUUGUGGGAUGUGUAAAUGACUUGCUUGUCUUUUAAAUAGAGAAGCUUGCACCAAAUCUUAACACAUUGGAGCUACUGUCAAAGUUGAUUUUGGAAGUCAAAUGGUUGCCUAAAAAGUAGUGGAGAUUGUAUAUGGUGAACCAAGCAGCAUCUAUGUAAUGCAUUUUCUGUAUUAAAGUUUAUAACAUGGACAGUG